Messenger RNA from Pungitius pungitius (ninespine stickleback), 1273 nucleotides. RefSeq names its product liver-expressed antimicrobial peptide 2 (gene leap2). The record is from RefSeq and is a predicted model, not a curated record. The transcript is spliced from 3 exons. Bases 113 to 403 code for a protein of 96 amino acids. Gene Ontology annotation, biological process: defense response to bacterium; antimicrobial humoral immune response mediated by antimicrobial peptide. NCBI's taxonomy places the organism in Eukaryota, Metazoa, Chordata, Actinopteri, Perciformes, Gasterosteidae.
CGUAUAAAGGAGAGCCCGGCCUCCUCCGCCCGUGUCACAGCUCGUCCAGGCCUCGCUCUCAAAGGAACCUUCCCACUACCCGCACCACGCCAAGGAGAGUCCCACCGAGACCAUGCAGGAGAGCGGUUUCUUCGGCCCGAGGAGGGCGGCGGCGGCGCUGCUGUGCAUCGUGCUGCUGAUGAUGGCGCAGCAGCAGGCCUCCGCGGCGCCUCAGGCCCGCAGGGCGCAAUGGGACGGGGUCGCGCCGAGGAGGGUGGCCCGGAUGACCCCGCUGUGGAGGAUCAUGAACAGCAAGCCGCUGGGGGCUUACUGCCAGAACAACUACGAGUGCUCCACGGGCCUCUGCAGGGCGGGACACUGCUCCACCACCCACCGCUCCGCCUCCGGCCCCGUGAACUACUGACGUAGCUCGGGGGCUUCACAGAUGUCAGGACAGACCAUCCUAAUCGCUUUUUACAGAUAUUUAUGUGUGCCAACACGUUGCUGAUAUAUCAUUGUGUUCAUGUGAAUCUAAGCUGCAGGUAGUUACAGUCUAUGGAGACCAAAAGACCCCCUGAACUCAAAGCUGGGGUUUGUUAUCAGAUGAUUUUACAAAGUCUGCUGUUUAAAUGAUGGUUUUAUAUCUAACUUUGAUUUCACCGCGCCUUGGAACUAUGUGUCACAGAUUGGGAUGGAUGUCAAGGGGAAGACUGCCGACCUUUAUCUGAUAAAUUAAACCCCCACUGUGUGGAAUCCUUCACCACUGAUAAUGUGCCAGAUGACACACAGAAGACCCCCCCCCCCCCCUUCUUUUUAUUUUUUAAUAAUUCAGGCAUUCCUGGAUGGUAACAUUAUUCAUAAUGUAAGUUAUGAAUGUGUACUGAUUCGGUGAAAGGUGGCGAUUCUCAUAUUUUAUUUAUUCUAUCCUCUAAAAAUGUGUUAAAAUGUACCCAUUUACAUCAUUUCAUGUAGCAUUGUUCGUAUAUCCGUGGUUUGUGUUAGAAUUAUCACCCGACUGGAUUCCGUUUACCUUUUAAAGAUCCACUCGUCGCUCAGCUUUAAAUCAGUGAGCAACAACCCAUUUAGCGAAUAGCCGCACGGCGCCGUUUGAAGGAGAAUAAUCGGAUUUUGGUUGAUUCUUUGUAGGCUCUGCGUUGAGAAACGCUUAAGCAGGAUUGCACUUUUGAAACCCAAAUUAUCUUUGUACUGUGUGCUGUCGACUGUAUGUACUGUAUUCUCUACGUGUGGAGGGCUGGAGGAAAAGUGGAAUAAAAACAUGGGAGAAAAACAUGAA